Messenger RNA from Dermatophagoides farinae (American house dust mite), 1400 nucleotides. RefSeq lists its product as uncharacterized. NCBI's taxonomy places the organism in Eukaryota, Metazoa, Arthropoda, Arachnida, Sarcoptiformes, Pyroglyphidae. The record is from RefSeq and is a predicted model, not a curated record.
AUAACUAUAAAGACUGGCUGUUGGUUGCUUGACUAAUGUUUGAUCGUCAUACGACGCUAGCCACCAAACCAAGAUAAAAGCCUCGACAUUCUGGGCAUAAAAUCUCAUUCGAAACAUUUUGAUUUUGAUAAAAUCAUCUAAGAAAUAGAAUUAUCAACUUGUUUGAUCGAGAAUUCUGACAACAAUUGUUUUGAUUUAUUUAAUAUUUAUAUAUAUCAACAAAUAUUUAUCAUCGAUAUACAUAUUAUUCUUAAUUACAUCAUGAAUAUGCAUACGGUUACAUUGACAACAAUGUUUAUUAUGAUGAUGAUUUCAUCGAUUUGGUCAUCACCAAUUAUUCGAACAAAUGAUGAUAAUAAUAAUGAUAGUAAUGGUCAUCAUCAAUCGGUAAAUAAAUUGAAAUCCGAUCCUAUUGGUGAAGCGUUUCGACGAAAAUUAACCGAAUUAUCUAAUGAUGAUUCAAUGAUGGAUAAUUCAGAUAAUGAUUCUGGAACAGUUAAUAAUCGUAUAUUGAUUGAUCGUUUAUCAUCGACCGAAAUUGAAGAAUAUCAACGUACCGGAAAAUUACCUGAACGAGCUCAGACAGUAAUUAAUGAUUUUCUGUAUAAUUCACCGGCUGGAAGAAAAUUGUUAAAUAUGGAACGACAAUUACAGCAACAACAUUCACCGAAACCGGAUUCAACACCAAUGCCGUCGAUACUAUCAUUAUCAUCAACAUCGAUCGAUCCAGUCGUUUCAUUACAACCAAUUGAUCGUUAUGAAAUCAUUCAGGAUGGAGGCCGUCCAAUGUUUAUACCGAAUGAACAUGAAUUUCAACCACCAUCAUCAUCAUCAUCAUCAUCAUCAAAUUUGGCUUUGAAUCAUUUCGAACAAUCACAUAUACCACCACCACCAUUAGCAACAUCUUUAUCUGGCAAAGUAUCCACAUUGAUGACAACAAUUAACCAUAAUAAUGGUCUGGAAGAUGGUAAUAUGAUUAGUAAUCAAAAUAUUCAUAGUGAAUCUAUGAUUAUUACACGUAAACGGUGAAUUUAAUAUAACAACAAUGAUGUACGUGGUAUAUUGUGGGCAAACAAUAUUUGGAAAAGGAUAAAUAUCGUAUCGAUUCAUCAACACAGAAUCAUCAAAACAAAAUUAUAUCUACUUACUUUACUCACACAUCUACUCUCUCUCACUGUUUACACAACAAACAAGAAAUCUCAAUUUCACACUUUGAUUCUUUUUUUUCAUUCAUAAUAUAUCUUGUUGAUUGAUGAUAGCAUGGUGGUGGUGGUGGUUAUGGAAGAUCCUGUUACCCAUAUAUGAAGAGGACCAACCAAAGAAAUGUUUCACAUAUACACAAUUGUUGAUUUUGGUUCAAUUGACCAUAAUUGAUCAAAAAAAAUGGACAUUCAUUAUUA